Molecule: messenger RNA, 1359 nt
Organism: Cylas formicarius (sweet potato weevil)
Lineage: Eukaryota; Metazoa; Arthropoda; Insecta; Coleoptera; Brentidae
Product: protein CDV3 homolog
Exons: 4
Coding region: 117-842 (241 amino acids)
Cellular component (GO): cytoplasm
Source: RefSeq, a predicted model, not a curated record
UAAACGUCAUUAGUUUUUGAUUGGAUUUGGGGGAUUAUAUUUUCUGGUGUUCUUUUUAUUAAAUCAGAAUAUAUAUAUAAAUAUUUUUCCAAAAUCGUUUGCAGACAAUCAUACCUAUGGCAGAUCUAGAUGAUUUUUUCGCAAAAAAAGACCGUAAGAAGUCAAAAACUUCGAAGAAAUUUGCAACAACCGAUGAAGUAGCCAAAAAAUUGGAAGAUACUGUUAAAAAAAGCGAAAAACAGAAAAAGGAACGUGUGGCUGAAAAUGACGAAAAUAGUUUAGAAGUUCAUGAACAAGAUGAAUGGAAGGACUUCGAAGAAGAAAAGAAGGAUUACUCGGGAUUAAAGAUAGGCAAUUUAUCUCUUGGCAUUGCCCAGGAAAGUAGUUCUAAUGUUACAGAAAUCGGAACUGGUGAACAACAAGAAGGUACAGAACAAAAUCAAGAGCCAGAUAGAAAAGCUGGACCAUGGAAAAGGAUUGAACCACAAGAGGAAGUUCCUCGUCCCGUGCCGCUGCCUGAGAAGAAAAUUGAGGGUCCCCCACAGAAAUCUGGUGCUUAUGUAGCUCCCUCUUUGCGGAAUGCAGGAUCGCAACAAGCUUCUUCUCAACUAGUUCCUAUCAGGUUAAGGGGCAUCAAAGGUGCAGCCCCUGAUAUUCAUAAUGAGGAGUUCUUCCCUACAUUGAGUAAAAGUGGGGAUGGCAAAAAGAAUCGAAAUGAAGGUUCAUUUGAAACAGUCCAACAUAACCGUGCAAGUUCGUACAGGCAACAAUUGGAACAAUCAAAGGGUGGACCCAAAUUGAACCUUGGCAAUCGUUUUAAUACCCUAAGUAAUGAUAGCUAGUGAAUAAAAAGUAAUCCUUAGGGACACAAGAUUAUCAACAAACUUGUUGCAUCUUCCAGCAAAUACCCAUAACUUAAAUUUUACUUUUAUUUUCUUUCUCUUCAAUGUUUUAAACUCAAAUUAGAAAUAACUUCUCGCUUGAUAAAUUCAUUAAUACUUAUGGAUUGCAUAUUGUGACUUUCCAUUUGCUGGAAAACCUACUUUUUUCAAUUUUGGUAUUCCCAAAACAAAACAUUAAAGGCAUGCGGUAAAUUUUAUUGUUUGUCACAUAUUGGGUAUUUAGACUAAAAAAGUUGUAAUUUAUUUGAAAUGUUUAGUGACAACUGACUUUUUAAAAAUAUAAAUUGCUGAUUGUACUUGACUUAAAUUCAUUAGAUUUGUAUAAAUCAGUUUUGUACAUAUUUAUUUGCUUGAAUACAAUUUUUUCCAUCUUUUCAUCAAAUUUUAUCAAUUAUUUACUAAUUUUGUUUUAUUUUUAUUCUGGUAAAAAGUAAUAUUUCAUUUUUUAAAAUAAUAA